Molecule: messenger RNA, 2687 nt
Organism: Polypterus senegalus (gray bichir)
Lineage: Eukaryota; Metazoa; Chordata; Cladistia; Polypteriformes; Polypteridae
Product: V-set and immunoglobulin domain-containing protein 2-like
Exons: 7
Coding region: 7-984 (325 amino acids)
Source: RefSeq, a predicted model, not a curated record
CUCACCAUGGCGCCUGCAGCAGCACAAUUAAGGCUGGGCUUCUGCUGGAUAUUUGCCUUGUUUCUAGGGCGGAUCAUUUCUGUUCAGGUCACUGUGCCAAGUGAGCCCGUCUUUGGAAAAGUGGGCAGCACAGUAUUACUGCCCUGCACGUACAACACCAAUUUUGUGAAAGGGUGCAACUUGGCUUGGAGCUUCAUUCCUACAGGCAGCUCCUCUGAAAAAGAGAUUCUCUACUAUGAUGGAGAGCUUUACCCUGUCGACACAAGACGAAACAGGAUCAGGCUGCUUCACAGUGCACCAACACAGGGGACGGCUUCAAUUGAAAUCCAGAGCAUUCAGCCAUCGGAUACCGGCUCUUACAUCUGCCGUGUCGUAAACCCCAAUGACUGGUCAGGCAACCAACAGGGCACUGUUAACCUUGAAGUUCUCACUCCUCCAUCAACGCCAGUGUGCAAAAUGAGUGGGAGCACCAAUGUCGGAAGUGAUGUCAUUCUCACCUGCAACUCUGUGGAAGGCAACCCUCUUCCCAUCUACGACUGGAAAAAAGCAAAGGGGGUAGUGCCACAGGCCAACUGGAUAAUGGACCAACGUACCGGGACAUUAGUGCUACAGAAUGUUUCUUUUGCCUUCACUGGGUCUUAUCAGUGUACAUCCUCCAAUGAACAAGGAACAGCCAGCUGCUCCAUUUCAGUUCGCAUAACCGCCGCCAGCACUGCAGCAGUUGUUGCCGGAGCCGUGGUAGGAACACUUCUUGUCUUACUCUUGCUGGGAGCCUUGGCUGCCUACUUCGUCUGGUUCAGGAAGCGCCACUUCAAGGGGUCCUCCAGUUCUGGAAAUGAGUUAAGAGAGGAUGCAGUGGCACCACCCUUCAAAAACCCAAAAUCGAAAGCCAAAGAUGACUCAGAGUCUCAGUUAAUGAAUCACUCCCUUGGCAGACAGGAGACGGCCAGCAACAACAGUGCCAUGAUGACCCAUGUGGUUUAAUCGUCGCCUUCUCCUCACUGCUUAGGAGCCCACUACAGCUAGACAGGCCAAACCAGACUUUCCUAUCUUCUGGCAAUGGCCACUCAUGGACCCUGAGCCUUCCUUUGACCUUCUGCUUCAUCAACAUCCUACUGCUGAGUCUGUGCUGUUUAUUUUUCUUUGUUGUAUGUGCCUCUUCCUCAGUCUGCGCCUUUCAGUUCUGUUUUCUCCUGCUUCAUCAUCUUCCCCUUCAUCCCACAAUUUAACGGCCAGCACCUCGGUUUCUUUUCCAAUUCUUUACUUCAAUCUGCAACCUUUUGAAUUUUCCACAGACUUCUCGUCCUCAAUCUAAAUUUACAUUUUUUUUCUUUGUUCUACCUCUUCUUCCUUGCUCUUCAUCAGUGCAUCAAUUUUAUUUACUUAAUCCCUCUUCUUCAAAUGCCUCUUUCCCUUUUUCAUGUUCCAUAACGUCUAUUUUUUAAAUUAGCCUAUAAUCCUCAUCUUCCUCUCGUUGCACCAUUUUUGAUAUUUAUGCCCACUCCACAUGCUAAGGUGUUUGCCCCAUUGCUCUUCCUCAGUCAGUGCUCCCCUUCUUCUUAUACCUAACCCCCCUUAUCUUUAAUGCUUUAAACUCCUUUUCCUCAGUAGGACUUUUCUGUUUUUGCUUGCUACAUGUCUAUAGUAGUAUAGUUUUUCUUCAUCAUUCUUCUCCUCUUCUUCACUCUGCACCCCUUCUUUAUGAAUAGCCCACCCCUUUUUCUCAACUCAUGUCUUCUUUUUGAUAUUCAAGCCUACUUCUUUUGCUUUUGCAUUUUCCCCAGUUCUCUUCCUUGUCUUUCCAUAUAGUCUUCUUCUUUUCAGUAUCUUCUCUUCUUCUUCUCUUUAAGCUGUUUUCAUUCUGCGCAUCUCAUUCUAAAAUAGCCUUUCCUCCUCUUCCUCAGUCUGCUCCUCCUAUUUCUUAAUGCUUUUACUCUUCUGCCUCUCUUGUCUUUUCUGGUUUUGUAAACUGUAAUUAUGUAUUUUAAAUUAUCUUUCCCCUUUUUUCAUCAGUCUACAAGUCUUCAUCACUUUGCAUCACCUCUUCGUGAGCAGCCUCAUCCCAUUUGCUCAAUUGACAGGUUCUUUUUGAAAUUUGUGUCUUGUUUUUGCAUUCUUUAGUCUUACCCUCUUCUUUAUUACUGGAAUGAGUCCUCCUCCUCUUCCUCUUCUUUCUGUUUCAUUCUUUUUGUUUUCUGGUUUUUAAAUAAGCUUCUUCUCCGGUCAGCUCUUUUCUCCUCAUCUUCUUCACUCUGUCCUCCUACUUUUUAAUGGCGUUCACCUGCUCUUUUCCUUUCUUAUGUUCUCCAAGUCCAUAUUUUAAAUUAGCCUCUUCCUCAGUCUGCAUUUUGCUUCUUUUUAAUGUCUCUUACCUAUUGCAUUAAUUCCUGCACAGCUUCCUCACUUGUCAGCCUAGCUUUCAGUGUCCAUUUCUAGUCAUCUUUUCAUUUUGACCACCAACCUUCCCUUCCUCAGUCAAUGUCCCUUUUUACUUACCUUGGCACCUUCAUCAGUCCGUGUCCCUCUGCCAGCACUCCUACUCCUUUUCUGCGCCUCUGCUGUCCUGAAUUCUUUCUUCCUCUCUGCAUGUUUUGAAAUUGAAUUGUAUCCUCAUAGGAGUAUUAUAUUUGUUUUCUUUGUGUAUAUAAAUUUUAUAUCUUUUUUUAAUAAACAUAAAAUGUUCUGAA